Molecule: messenger RNA, 1426 nt
Organism: Cuscuta campestris
Lineage: Eukaryota; Viridiplantae; Streptophyta; Magnoliopsida; Solanales; Convolvulaceae
Source: the annotation of a GenBank genome assembly
GGAAUUUGGCUAAAAUAGCAUCAAUCUAUUUUAUAAAUACUCAAAGAGUAAAAGGAGUUUUUUUAAUAAUUCAGAGAUGAUCAUUACAAGGGCCAAAUGGCCGAAAUAUAUAAGGAGGGGAGAGGAGGGAAAACACACAAUAUAAUGAAUGCAAAUACAAGGAACCUUCCUACAUCCCUUUAUCAUUCACUAGCUUCCAAUCUUGAGUUGAUAAGGGCUGAUUUUGUUUGACUUUGUCUUGGCUUUGGAGCUGGCUUUGUCUGUCCUGUUGUGGAGGCAAAAAUCACAAAGAAUGAAUGAAAUCCUUUGAUGAUUGUGGUGGAUAUUCUGGCUAAAAAGAGGGGACAAACAAAGAUGGGUGAUGGAUGGUGUAUUGGCCUUAUAUUCUUGGUCAUAUGAGGUGACUGAUUUAGUAGGUGGUGUAUCAACAACAACUCAAAUGUCCCUUGGCUUUUUGUGGUUGUUUAUUCAGCCCUAGUAGGGAACAUAAAGGGGAUAAGAAUGGGGAAUAUCUUGGUUGAUGUUGUGUUGGGAUAAUGAGGGAUAUUUGGCCUGGGAUUUAUAGAAAAGGAUAGAAGGUUUUAUUUGUUUAUUAAAAGGUUUAAAAGAAAGAAAAUAACAACAAACAAAGGUUGUGGUUUACACACUCUUAUUUUCGGCCAGGGCCUAAAAUAGGAGUAGGAAAACUUUAUUUUGAAAAGGAAAUAUUUUGGAUGUUUAGGGAAGGUAUGGAGAGUGUGGGCUCAGCCUAGGAGCUAGUUGUUAAUCAACUCUCAAGGACCAUACACACUUCCCCAACUCCCUCCCUAAAUUUGGCCUAACCACAUUCAAUCCCUACUCCCACUUCAUCCCUUUUCCUAUCAACCAUGUCAAACCGAUCCCGAAGCAUGUCUCAUGAAGAACUUGUGGCCUCAAACGCUGCGUUACAAGCUCAAGUGGAGUACCUAGCCAAAGAAGUGGCUAAGCUCAAAAAACAAAAGAUGUCCAUGCUACGAGAUAGUGAAGAUGAAGAGGAAUCUAGCUCUAGUGCCACCAUGAAAGCUAGGGCUCACGAAAAGUCAUAUUCUGACUUCAAAGUUGAUAUUCCAAUCUUUGAAGGAGAGAAUGACCCGGAUGAAUUUCUUGAGUGGUUAGAGAUGGUGGAACGAGUCUUUGAUUUCAAAGAAGUCUCCGACGACAAGAAGGUCAAGAUUGUGGCCUUAAAAUUCUGCAAGUACGCCUCCACUUGGUGGACGAACACCUGCACCAAACGGAUUCGAAGUGAGAAGCCUCCCGUUGACUCAUGGCAAAAGAUGAGGAGUCUCUUGAAGAAGAAGUUCCUACCCACUGAAUAUUCCCGAGAGAACUUUGCUCAGCUUCAAACGCUUAGGCAAGGUACGAAGUCCGUGGAAGACUACACCCGAGAGUUUGAGGAACUCCUACUCAG